UACAGUGAGACAAAACAUGAAAGUGAUUGUGGUUUUAAAAUUUGUUCUGUUUAUUAUUUAUAUCAGUAAUGUUCAAACGACAACUGAAAAUCCAAAUGAAAAGGACAACUUUUAUGAAGACGACCAAGGUUUCAUCAAGGCUAAUCCAAAGUUCAAAAUCGAUGGCCCGUUACCAACAGGGGCAGUGAAAAUAUACAAGCAAAUGCUCGAAGAACAAAACAAUCCCCCAGAAAGCACAACUAAAGCAAAAAGACGAAGACGAAAUGUCGAAGCUAUGUCACAGUUUCUCUCAGGCCAUGAGGAAAGGGAAGAACUUAUAAGAGAUAUGAAGCAUAGCAUGGUUACAAAAGAAGAACUUGAUUAUUAUAGUUUGGAUGUCAAACUUGAACCUCCGAAUGAUUUCAUUACCAGAGUUCCUCUAAAGUACAACGAAAUAAACGGACAGUUCCAAGGGAAGAUUUCGAUUGGGACUCCGCCACAAAUCUUUGACAUGAUUUUUGACACAGGGUCGUCGGACUUGUGGGUUAGAUCAGACAAGUGUAUAUUUGAAAACUCCAACGUUGGGAAUCCAGAUUCUGCUAAUUCGUUCAAAAGUAGUCUGUCGUCAACAUAUGAGAGGUUAAACAAGACUAUUGACAACCAAUAUGCCUCAGGACGGAUCAAAGGACUAACCGCACUGGAGGUUGUAAGACUUGGAAAUCUGACAAUCCACAACCAAAUGAUCAUUGAAGCAACUCUUCUUCAAGAUUUGCCUUACACAUAUUUCGACGGCAUCUUUGGCCUCAGUCCCAAAGAUGAUCGGCAUUACCUAAUGUGUCCGCUUCACAACAUGAUCAUGCAAGAUCUUCUCCCAGCUCCGAUGUUUUCCCUCUACUUCUCCGACUCCAAGAAUGAACUCAUACUUGGAGGAGUGGACCCAAACUACCACAAGGGAGAUUUUAUAUUUGUCGGAACCCUGAGCAAGGAGGCUAAACACUGGAGGUUUUUCCUCAAAGGCAUAUACAUUGGGGAUGAAGAGGUGAGCAAUAGAGGAUGUAUGGGGAUCGUAGACUCCGGAUCAGACUUCCUGAUGGGUUCUGCGGACUUGAUAAAGUCUAUCGUGAAGGCAGUAGAUCCUGAGGGAGUGACCAAUAAGGUUCAUGACGCUUACACGCUGAUGUGUAGUGAUACUGAAAAACUGAAGGAUAUUGCUUUCAAGACAAUGGACAAUCAACUGCUUUCUCUAUCAGCAAAAGAUUAUGUAAAGAAGGCAGUCAUCAACAAAUCUGAAUUCUGCUAUACUCCCUUCGUAGUUCUCGAGGGGUUGGAGACACCCAGUUCAACCCCCGUGUUGUGCUUCGGAACAGUCUUCAUGAGGAAAUACUACACCCAGUUUGAUGUAAAAAAUAGUAGAAUCGGUUUUGCACUUGCUCAAUAAACAUGAGUGUAGAUUCCACAUGGUUCAAUAAAUCAA
This is a messenger RNA of Macrosteles quadrilineatus (aster leafhopper), 1453 nucleotides long. RefSeq lists its product as uncharacterized. Gene Ontology annotation, biological process: proteolysis. The transcript is spliced from 9 exons. The coding region runs from base 17 to 1417 and encodes 466 amino acids. NCBI's taxonomy places the organism in Eukaryota, Metazoa, Arthropoda, Insecta, Hemiptera, Cicadellidae. Gene Ontology annotation, molecular function: aspartic-type endopeptidase activity. The record is from RefSeq and is a predicted model, not a curated record.